This is a messenger RNA of Xenopus laevis (African clawed frog), 3357 nucleotides long. RefSeq names its product KAT8 regulatory NSL complex subunit 1-like protein (gene kansl1l.L). Gene Ontology annotation, cellular component: H4 histone acetyltransferase complex; NSL complex; histone acetyltransferase complex. Gene Ontology annotation, molecular function: histone acetyltransferase binding. The record is from RefSeq and is a predicted model, not a curated record. Lineage: Eukaryota; Metazoa; Chordata; Amphibia; Anura; Pipidae.
UCACUUAUAACAGCAUUUUCAGAAGCACGAAUGACCCCUGAUCUUAUAGAAACAGUCUCAAAGGGGCUUGGGGCUAACCUUGCACAAUUCUUUACAUUGGGUCUAAAUUCCAACACCAUGGAUAACUCCCAAUCUGUGGAGUAUAUUAGCUUUCUGAAAGCUAAUUGUCCCAGCGUUGCUCAUGCAGACAAAGAGCAGCUUCUCAAAACUGAAUUUAUGAAUGGAAAUAACAUUGACUGUCAGUCUUUAGGACAUUAUCAAACAGUCUUUCUUUUGACUUCUUGCACUGCUUUGAGUUUGCCAAAUAAAAGCAGUUCUGCAUUGAAAAUGGAGAAUCAAGAUGUUUGCAAGCAGAGGUUUCAUAUAAGGAAAGGCUCCAGCUCAUUGCUUAAUGGUGUGACUUGUCAGCCUGAAAGGAGAGUUAAGAGAGAACUUUUCCCUGGGCAUGUGAGCAAGCUUUUGGCUGAUGUGCACAAGCUCUGGGAUGUAUCUUUGACUAAAACUCAGGGUAUUAAAGGAAUCUGCUUACCAGAAUGUAUGUUAAAUGAACAUAAAGUUGAUGAUUUCCCACCCAUUGUAUGUAAUAGCUCUUGCCCCUCACCUAUUUCAAGUGCUUCUGUACUCAGUGAUGCUUCUGUGAAAGAAGUAGGAGCAGACUUGCUUUUGAAAUGUCUCAACAGGCAGCAAGUGCUCCUAAAUCGGGCAAAAAGGAAUCAGAAGCGCUUGCAGUCUCUUUUGGCAAAGCAUGCUGUACAACAUUUCAGCCAACAGAUAAAAGACUUUGUAAAUCAUCAGAUCCAUGACAAGCCAGCUGAAAUUUUUGAUAACCAACCAGCCAAAGAGAUGAAAAGGAAUCUAAAUGGAGGGUCAAGUGGAAUAAGUAAAGAGGCAAAUGGUAGUUUCAAAAAUGAAGUCUUUCAUUCAGUAAAAAGUUUUUCAGUUUCUGCAAAGGAAAUUCUCAAACAGAUUAAAAAAGAUGUGGAUUCGGACGCCACAGGAAGCAGCUCUGACGAUGACUGGGAUGAAAAGGAUGGACGGAAUUUGAAUGAGCGCAUUUCUGAAAUCAGCUGGCUUUCUGACAGAACUAGAGUUGGGAGUCGCUGGGCCUGGCUUCAGGCUCAGAUUUCUGAGCUGGAAUGCAAAAUCCAGAAUCUCACAGAUCUUCAUUCUCAGAUACGCAAGACAAAGGGGACACUGCAGUUUGAGGAACCCUCUAAAGGCAAUUUUAAACAGAAAUCACGCCUGCCUGAUUCAAAAACACUAUUAAGCCAUGCAGGGAGGCUGCCAAGGACCCCGCGGCGUACAAAUCCGUCGCCAACAAAGGAUUUAGACAUGUCGCCAAGCAGCCCAACUCUGCUACUGAGGAACAUAGAAAAGCAGAGUGCUCGGCUGACUGAAAUAGUCAGCAGUCUGACUGUUUCUCCGAAUGAUUCUGCCAAAUCCAGUGGGUAUAAAAGAUUGGCCAGUGGAUUUUGUGAUAGGAUGCAUACUGAUGGCUUUCCCUCAUUUAAUGGAUUCUGUGAGCAACAAGUGAAACGAAGAAAAAAAGUCAGAGUAAAAGCCUCCUCUGCAUUGGGAAGCAGCCUGAGCAGCUCAGCCAGAACCAGGCCCUUGCAGGCAUUAAAAAAACGGAAGCUCUACAAACUGAAUCCAGAAUAUUCUGAUGUGCAUCUCUCCUCCUCAUCAUUCAGGUAUGAUGAGCUGCUGUAUAAUGGAAACCACUACUCUACAUGGAAAUGUCCCGAGGUGCUGUACAGGCCCUGGCUAAUGGAACAAAAUGCCUGUGAAGCAGAUCCAUGCUUUCAUCCUGUCUUGUCAUUUACUUAUGAACUUCCCUUAAAUUUACACCUUGCUGCAUUGCUGAUGAAGAAUCACAACAUUAAGACGAAUUCAGUGGACUCCAUAUUGCUCAGAGAGGAGGUAGAUCUGAACCGAUCAUAUGAUCCCAACAUGCCAGUGAUGUUAAACUCGUUAAUGGAUGCAGCCUCAUCUGAGAGUGUCCUCAUGACUCCAAUUUCCACUCAGAAAUUCUCUGCCCAGCAAUUUCUAGAACGUGAAUCCAGCAGCAUGGUCUGUGCAGCGAGGCGCCGGUUAAGGAGUGGAAAUACUUAUGACAUCAACAACAUUGUGAUCCCGAUGGGUCUUAUUGCACCUACAAAACUGGAGAAACUGAACUACAAGGAAAUCAUUACUCCUAGCUGGAAGGAGAUGGUGCUAGAACCUUUGGAAAGACCUGCUGAUCAUUUGCUGGAAGACUUAUCAGAUGAGACUUUCAUUUCCCGUCAUGAAAAAUACGAGCUGAAAGAAAAGUCCCGGUGGUCAUUGUGGGAGAAAAGAAAGUGGCCAAAAAGGAACAGAUCUUCAAGUUAUAGUUUUGGCACAUCACCAAGAACUGUGAUGCCUUCAUGUAAACACAGCUGUAGCCCAAAUGACUACUCUCAGGGUCCCUCAGAGGCUCCUUCUAGUGAUACAGCAGAAUCUGGAACCCUGCAGUUUUCCCAUGAAGCUCCAAAAGGAAAGACAAUUGACUGGGAGCGCAGAGUCUUCCCUUUGACAGAAGAAGCUGCACUUGAACUACUGGGCAAAUGCCCUUUCCAAGCCCAAAUGAGCACAGGGGGCAACCAGCAGUGCCAGAAAAAUGACUGUGAAUACACAUGAAGGUCUGAUUUAUGAUAUUUACUCCAACGCUGCUUUAUAGAUGGAGGAGUAAAGAGGUGGAGCUGCAGAAGUAGCUUUUCCAAUCGAGACAAAAGCCUGUCCCAACUAUUUCUUCUGUUCUCCAAGUGCCUUAAGAGUAAUCUGGCAGUGCACAGAAGGCAAUACAGUAUCAGCUGCCCAGAUAUAUGUGGCUAAUGUUGAUGCAGAUCUCCAUUCCGCAAAGACCACUGAAGCAUUUUCAGAGUUAUGGAACAUAAAUUAAUUUGAUGUUGAUUUUGUUAGCAGCAUAAGAAUUUCAAUUUCAGAUUUUCAUAGUUACUCUGCUUGGUUGUACAUGUACAUAUGAGGAUGUUGCUGUUUAAAGCCAGUAAUACAAAGAGGAGAUGAUUGUGUUGGUGGAAGUAUUUCUAAAAGCUCUUCUGGAAACCAACAACUAUCACCUGCUCUACUUUUCACACUGAUAAAUGUCCUGUGGUGCCCAUGUUCCCUAGAUAGAUAUCACUUUUCAUUUCCAGACACAUCAAUGUGAACGGAACAUAAAUGUCCUUUAGUCAUGUUUAUAGAAAAGUGUCUGAAUGGACAUUUAGGGGCAGAUUUAUUAAGGGUCGAAUUGAAAAUAAAUUUUUUUUUAUGGUCAAAACUCUCAAAUUUGAAUUUUGAGAUUAGUCAAACCCUGGCACUUUAAAAAUUCGACUAUUC